AUGCACUCCCCUUUCCCGACCAAAACAAUCGGCGACGGCUUCAAGAACUACUCAUCCAUGAGAGACCCUACUGUCAUCGAUGCCGUCGAGGAGACGUUGCGCAAGGAGGAGGCCCAAGGCUUCAUCAGGAAACUGAACGAGGGGGAUACCCUUGACCGCAGCCGGAGCUUCGUCCCUCGAGGAGCCAUCCCAAAGAAAGAUGGUGGGGUGAGAGUGAUCGAUGACUACCUCCGGGGUAACAUAAAUCUCCGGGCCAAAGUUCCGAACUCCAAUAAGCUCCCGUCCACGACCUGUACUCGGAGAUUGGUGGGUGAGCUGCAGCAGAAAUACCCCGUGAGUAAGUGGCUCCUCUUCGAGCUGGACAUGGAGAGUGCGUACCGCUUCCUGAAGAUCCAUCCCGAGGAGAGACGGCACCUAUCCUUCUGCCACGAGGACAGCAGCGGCGUUGCCUCCUACUUCGAAAACU
Molecule: messenger RNA, 466 nt
Organism: Perkinsus marinus ATCC 50983
Lineage: Eukaryota; Perkinsozoa; Perkinsida; Perkinsidae
Exons: 1
Source: RefSeq, a predicted model, not a curated record